AUUUCUAAAAUUUUGCAUUACUUUUUGCUAUUAAUUUUUGAAAGCGUAAAUAAUUGCGGUAUAUCAUACUGACGAAAUGAAAAAAAAAAUGAAAGAAGAGGCAAAAUCAGUUCCGUUAUAUGCAGCGGAAAGUUUCGCCUUUAUUGUUUCUCCUAACUUUGUGACUUACUAUAUUACAUAUUUGCAAUCAAUUAAUUAGUAGGUACUGUUACUUAUCAAAAAAUCAUUCUUCACUGUUAAAAAUAAUGCACCUAUUCAAUUAAAAGAUAUUACUUUACCUAAAAAUGUUAAUCAAUAUUUCACAUACGUACAGCAGUUUCUAAUAAUAUUUAACAUACUGUUUAGAUGCAUCUAUUCAAAGUAUGGAAUAGGACACGUACUCGAAAAGUUUUGGUUUGUGUUCCAGAGGAAAACGUUUAUGUUGAACUGGUGUUAAAAGCUUCCCAAAAACUUGAAAUAGAUGGAGUGAAGCUAGUAUUGGAGAGUGACGGAACCAUAGUGGACGAAGAUGACAUCCUUAUGUUGGUAAAAGAACAAAUUCUAAUUCUAUUGCAAACGGGUGAAGAGUGGACCGAUACGGAUUGCAUUUCUGGAGCUACAUCACUAGCCAGUACUGUGUCUCUGGCCAGUACGGUUUCUCUGAUAGAUUCCGUUACUGCAGGUGCAGAUGGCAAUUAUGACGAAAAAGAAAACAUCAACAUUGUAAAUGCACGUAUACUUCAUGUAGACAACAAUAUGGAAUAUAUGUGGACUAGCUUCGAAAUUCCAUGGAAUAAGUUAUCUGUUAAUGUAAUUAAUGUAUGCGAGAAGGGAGUGCGUGAUAAACGAAUAAUAACAGAGAUUGUGCAUAUGGUUGCAAACGAAAUGAUGGCUAUAAAGUCUCUACCAUCAAGCAAAUCCAUUAGAAUUGUGGCCAAUAAAAUAAUAACAAAAUACCCAAAUGUAUUUAAAGAUGUCGAUGACGAUGGGGUAACAUUAGGAGAUGGAUGUAGCAGCAUUUUUACAAAACUCCAUGAAAGAAUCCAUUACUUAAAUAGGCCACACAAGCGAUUGUCUUCUAACCAAAUAUCUUCAAAAUCUAAGAAAAUUAAAAAUUCCACUGCGGGUUGUUCCAACUGGAACCCUCCAGAUGUAAUAAAUGACGAUCAACACGAUGAGGACUAUAAAUCUAAAUUGUUAGAAUUAGGAAAAAAACAGCAAUAUAAUGACGAAUUUUAUGAAUUAAUGAACAGAACUUAUACAGACCAAAGAAACUUUAUCAACAGUGAAGAUCCUCCCACCGUGCAUAAAAUAAAAGAAGAAUGGCCUAUUUUGUUCCAAAUUCCAGCAAUUUAUUGGCAUUUUCAUAAUUUAACCAAGGCAAACCUAAAGACGUUAUCUGAUGUUAUGGCAGAAAAGUUUGAAAAUAUUUCAAAAUAUGCUUCUCAAAGAAAUUUCAAAAUUCCCAAAAAUAACAACAAAGUAUUAGAUACGUUGGAAAUUUUGUGCAACUUAUAUAAGGAAGAUCUUGAAAAAAUUUACCUAAAAGUUGAGAAAGACCCAGAUCUGGAUCAUGAUAUAUCAUUUCUUUCGCCGUGUAUUGUGGAUGUAGAUUCGGGAGUUCAAAGAAAGCUGUUCAUUGUUUUGGAAAAGGAGCAGGCAAUUGAAGUUGAAUCGAUUGAGGAGGCAGUGCAAAGUCUAGUUGGGCUGUAUUUUCUACUAAAUUUACAGUAUCCAAAGGAAAUUUCCUGCGUCAUGGAAACGAUUCAACGAUACUUUUUAAAAAUCCACCCUGACGAUGGUACUAAAUCAAAAAAAAGUAACUCGUCUAAGCGCAAAGUUUUUGCGCUUCUAAAUAAAUUAAGAGACAUUUAGAAUGACAUAUCUUUAUUUAAUAAUAUAUAUAAUCUUCACUAUUUACUGAAAUAGUAUUAUUUUUUCGAACUGUGUACUGAAUAGUAGUUUUGUUUAUUGGAUUUUUUGUAUUUUUGAAUUAUGCGUUACGUUGCAACAUAUAAUACAAGUUUCUAUUAUGUUAGAUAGUGGUUUUACUUUUACUUACCCCGUAGAAAUUUACA
Messenger RNA from Photinus pyralis (common eastern firefly), 2057 nucleotides. RefSeq lists its product as uncharacterized. NCBI's taxonomy places the organism in Eukaryota, Metazoa, Arthropoda, Insecta, Coleoptera, Lampyridae. The transcript is spliced from 4 exons. Gene Ontology annotation, biological process: apoptotic process. Bases 346 to 1854 code for a protein of 502 amino acids. The record is from RefSeq and is a predicted model, not a curated record.